AUUAAUAAAGUUCAUAAACGACGUACUAUACUAAUUUUUGUAAACAGAAUUGCAUGUUUUGAAAAAAUAUUCGAAAAAUGGAUAAUUCUGCAGAAAUAUUUUCCUCGUUACCAAAAGAGGUAUGUGAUGUUAGCCAUCUGAUCGGUAUCGAGCCGGGAACUAGUAAUAAGAAACCAGAAGAAACAAUAUGUGACUGGAUUCCAAAAAAAGAUCAAAAUGAUGAUUUUAAAUACAAAUUUUAUUCAUUAUACGAAACUAUUGAACAGAAUAAAUCUUCUUCGUGUUCUAAACAAAGAGGAAAAAAAUGUUUAAAUUCCAAACAAAGAAAAGCUUUGUUUAAUUUGAAUAAAGAUAAAUUGGAUUUCAAACAAUUCAAGGCAAUCAAUCAACUUUGGCAUUCUUAUCUGGAUUCAAUAUUGGAAGAUGUGAAAACUAAAGCCGAUGAAUUGAAAUUAGCAAGAAUUGAUUUACAUGGAGCCUAUCUUCUGGUAUGUAGCUCGAAAAAUCCCUCUGUUAUUGGUGUCAAAGGCUACAUGGUACAGGAAUCAAAAAAUACAUUUCGAAUUUUAAACAAUCAAAAUAGACUGUUGGAAAUUCCCAAACAUGGAACAAUAUUUGCAUUUAAACAUGGAAAUAGAUUAUACAAAAUUAAUGGUUAUAAUAUAAUGAUGUCGAGUUUCAAUCGUUCGAAAGCCAAACCCAAAAUGAAUUUCAUUAGUGAUUUAUAA
Messenger RNA from Dermatophagoides farinae (American house dust mite), 728 nucleotides. RefSeq names its product ribonuclease P/MRP subunit POP4 (gene Pop4). Lineage: Eukaryota; Metazoa; Arthropoda; Arachnida; Sarcoptiformes; Pyroglyphidae. Gene Ontology annotation, biological process: tRNA 5'-leader removal; rRNA processing. Gene Ontology annotation, cellular component: ribonuclease MRP complex; ribonuclease P complex. Gene Ontology annotation, molecular function: ribonuclease P RNA binding. The record is from RefSeq and is a predicted model, not a curated record.